AUGGCGGCAACGCCGGCGGGGGAGGGAUCCCUCAUUUUCUUCCUGCAACCGCUCUUCCUCCACGGCGUGAGCGCCGCGGCCCACCUCAUACUCGCGCUCGCCGUCGCGGGGCGCUUGCUCUUUUGCCGCCUCUCCGCUGAAAGCACCAAGGACGGGAAGGUCCUCCUCGCCGCGUACUCCUGGUACGCGGACGGUGGAGCCGGGUGGUCACGUGACGCGGUCGCGGAACAGGUGGACGCGGCCGCGCGCGCGGUGGCGUGGUUGCUGCUCGCCGCGUACCUGCAGUUCGAUUUCGGGCGGCGGCGGCAGCAGGAGCGGUUGCCUGCGCAGCUCAGGCUUUGGUGGGCGCUCUACAUGCUGCUCUCCGUCGCCACCGUCGGCGCUCACGCGGCGUCGAGUCUCGACGGGUUCCUCGUGCUCGGUCGGUCGUGGGUGCUCGACGCCGUCUCUGUUGUUGCAGCAGUGGUUCUACUCUCAGCUGGGUUCCUCGGAAGGAGGGCGGGAGGGGGCCAAGGCCAUGCUUCCGAGGAGCCUCUGCUGAACGGCGCGCACGAGGCGGCCGGUGAGAACAGCAGCAUCGCCGGCGCCGACGGCGCAUCCUUGCUCACUGGCGCCGGCUUUCUUAGCGUGCUCACCUUCUCGUGGAUGUCCCCUCUGCUCAGCGUGGGCCACAGGAAGACCCUCGUCCUGGAGGACGUCCCGGGCCUCGAGUCCGGCGACAGCGUUGCUGGCCUGCUCCCGUCGUUCAAGGCCAACCUUGAGGCGCUCAGCCGCGACGGCGACAGCUCCAGCUCUAGCUCCAGCCGGAAGGUCGUCACGGCGUUCAAGCUCACCAAGGCCCUGCUGCGCACCGUCUGGUGGCACGUCGCGGUGACCGCGUUCUACGCGCUGGUCUACAACGUCGGCCCGUACCUCAUAGACUCCGUGGUGCAGUACCUCAACGGCGACGAGAGCCAGUCAAGGCGGAGCCGCACAAGCGGAGAGAUGAUUAACAUCAUCAGCGUCGACGCCGACCGCGUCGGCAUCUUCGCAUGGUACAUGCACGACCUCUGGCUGGUGCCGUUACAAGUAGGCAUGGCAAUGUUCAUCCUGUACUCCACGCUCGGGCUCGCCUCGCUUGCCGCGCUCGGUGCCACCGUGGUCAUCAUGCUUGCCAACGUGCCUCCCGGAAAAAUGCAGGAGAAGUUCCAGGAGAAGCUCAUGGACAGCAAGGACGUCAGGAUGAAGGCGACGACUGAGAUCCUUCACAAUAUGAGGAUUCUGAAGCUGCAGGGGUGGGAGAUGAAAUUCCUCUCCAAGAUCAUUGAGCUGAGGAAGACACAGACGAAUUGGCUAAAGAAAUACCUCUACACAUCGGCCACGUCAGGGAAGGUGCUGUCAGCAUUGACCACGUUCCACGUGCUCAAGGAACCGAUAUAUGUCCUUCCUGACACUAUCUCAAUAGUGAUUCGGAUCAAGGUGUCCCUUGACAGGAUAGCAUCAUUCCUAUGCCUUGACGAGCUGCCGAGUGAUGCUGUGCAGAGGCUUCCAAGUGGUAGCUCUGACUUUGCAAUCAACGUCAACAAUGGGUGCUUCUCCUGGGAAGCCUCACCUGAAAUCGUCCCAAAACUGAAGGAUCUCAACUUCCAAGCUAGGCCAGGCAUGCGUGUUGCGGUUUGUGGGACAGUUGGCUCCGGCAAAUCGAGCUUGCUGUCUUGCAUUCUUGGCGAGAUUCCAAAGUUAUCGGGAGAGGUCCAGACUUGUGGGACAACAGCAUAUGUCAGUCAGUCAGCAUGGAUACAGAGCGGCAAAAUUCAGGAGAAUAUACUGUUCGGCAAGGAGAUGGACACAGAGAAGUAUGACAGAGUACUUGAGUCAUGCUCGCUGAAGAAAGACUUGGAGAUUUUGCCAUUUGGUGAUCAGACAGUCAUCGGCAAGCGAGGCAUCAACCUUAGUGGCGGGCAGAAGCAAAGGAUUCAGAUAGCCCGCGCUCUUUAUCAGGAUUCCGACAUCUAUUUGUUCGAUGAUCCAUUCAGUGCAGUUGAUGCCCAUACAGGAUCCCACCUUUUUAAGGAAUGCUUGCUUGGGGAUUUGGCUUCAAAAACAGUGGUUUAUGUUACUCAUCAGAUUGAAUUCCUACCUACUGCUGAUCUCAUUCUUGUCAUAAAAGAUGGGAGAAUAGCACAAGCAGGAAAAUACAACGAAAUACUAGGUUCAGGGAAAGAGUUCAUGGAGCUAGUUGGUGCUCACAAGGAUGCUCUGACAACAUUGGAUGCGAUUGAUUCCAUGAAUGGAGGCAAUGUGCCCUCUCCUUCAAGUGGCAAAGCAAAGCCGAAGCUUUCCAGAUCACUGUCAUCAGUUGAGAAGAAAGAUAAAGCCAACAAUGAUGAACAGAAUGCUCAGAGUGGGCAGCUGGUGCAGGAAGAAGAAAGGGAGAAAGGUAGGGUAGGGUUCUGGGUCUAUUGGAAGUACCUCACACUAGCUUAUAAGGGAGCUCUUGUACCAUUUGUGUUGCUAGCACAGAUACUUUUCCAAAUACUUCAAAUUGUGAGUAAUUACUGGAUGGCUUGGGCUGCUCCCGUGUCAAAGGAUGUUGAGCCUCCGGUGAACAUGUCGACACUGAUCUAUGUCUAUGUCAUCCUGGCUCUUGGAAGCUCACUGUGUAUCCUUGCUUCAACUGAUCAAAGUGAAGUGGACACUAUCAUUGCUGGCCAGAUGGGCUUUGUUGCAUUUUCCAUCAUUCAACUUAUCGGAAUUAUUGUGGUGAUGUCUCAAGUUGCAUGGCAGGUCUUUGUUGUUUUCAUCCCUGUAUUUGCUACCUGUGUCUGGUAUCAGGGGCUUCUUCAGUGGCCUCUGGCUCUGGGACUCAUAGUUCAGGUGGACUUCAUUGUGAUCACAGUGACAGAGAUGGACAUGUUGAGGCUCACUGUUACAAGAAGAAGAGGCAGCAGACUCAGUCUCGCCAAGGUGGGCAUCCCUCACAGGGUUCUCGACUUCUAG
Miscanthus lutarioriparius is the source of this 2979-nucleotide messenger RNA. Lineage: Eukaryota; Viridiplantae; Streptophyta; Magnoliopsida; Poales; Poaceae. The record is from the annotation of a GenBank genome assembly.